AUGAAGAAGGCCAACGAGAUGUCACCAAGAAGACACUCAACGUCUUCCGGAUCGAUUAGGAUUCAAGUCAAUGAAGACUGGACACAACUGAACAAGAAGUUCGGAUGCCUUCAAAGAAAAUCCGAUGGCUUCAGAAGAUCUCGACACAAGGAUGCAAUCCAUUGUCAUGGUUCAUCAUCAACUCCCUACCAGCAAAAAAUUCUACUUCCUCUUCGUACAUCACUAUGA
Messenger RNA from Caenorhabditis remanei, 228 nucleotides. RefSeq lists its product as uncharacterized. Lineage: Eukaryota; Metazoa; Nematoda; Chromadorea; Rhabditida; Rhabditidae. The transcript has a single exon. The record is from RefSeq and is a predicted model, not a curated record. Bases 1 to 228 code for a protein of 75 amino acids.